Messenger RNA from Monopterus albus (swamp eel), 6518 nucleotides. RefSeq names its product disks large homolog 2-like. Gene Ontology annotation, molecular function: protein kinase binding; ionotropic glutamate receptor binding. Bases 1703 to 2401 code for a protein of 232 amino acids. Lineage: Eukaryota; Metazoa; Chordata; Actinopteri; Synbranchiformes; Synbranchidae. The record is from RefSeq and is a predicted model, not a curated record. The transcript has 8 exons. Gene Ontology annotation, biological process: chemical synaptic transmission; receptor localization to synapse; embryo development. Gene Ontology annotation, cellular component: postsynaptic density membrane; basolateral plasma membrane; neuron projection.
UUAUGAGACCUGAAAGUGACAAUAAUUUGUAUUAGUACAUUCAUUUGAUGAUUCAUAAUGUAGCUCAAAGUGUGUGUUUUUACAUUGACACUUGCAACAAAGACAUAACCAUGGGCCAUAGCCUCACAUUUCUAAAAGCCACAUAAUUACAACAAAUAGCUAAUUUCCUCUUUCUAGUGUUAAUUUAUGACAAUUAUAUGUGUCAUUGCUUUGUUAAUACAAAGCACUGCACUUUCUGCACAUUAUGAGAACAUUUCUAACCACACAUUUCACUCUGCACACAGAUGUUUCAAAAAUACAUCUGUGGUAAAAGUGCAAGCCCCUCCUACAAACCUUCCAGCUAAAGCUGCAAUAGAAAGCAAGUGUAAAAAUGUACCGCUUCCUGCUGUAUAAACCAAAAUUUUAAUUGGCUAAAGGAGGAAAUGGUGUUUGGAAUUGGGAUUGGUCUUCAAGCAUGACUCUCCACAUGAAACCCUGUAGCUGUAGAAAUAUUAUACAGCAGCAGCUUAAUUUGGUCUUCAAAUGAUGACAGUGACAACAUAUUCAUUAUUUAAAGUCUCUUUCUCUGGAGUUCAGUCUUUGUGUUUCAUGUUCUUAUGAAAGCCUGUUAUGCUUUAUCCUCAGUUAUGUCUCUCAAGGCCUGAUCUCGAUAACUCUUCUCUCACUUCGCUCUUACUUGAAAUGCUUCUCAUGCCCUACUGGGUCCUGCAGUACUCCCACAGAUGGACAAAAUUAACAUCUUUAUUUAACUCCGAGCACUCUGUUUUCAUGAACAGGGCAGCAUGGCACAGACCACAAUGAAAUGCCAGUCGCGUUAUGGGCAGAGGGACCUGAGGUGGAAAUGGGCUGGGGUUAGAAAUACACCAUACAACGAGCCCGUUAGAGGUCAAGCAGCAAGGGGCAAAUUUAUCUUUAUCUGACACAGUCAGCUUGUUGGAUUGACAACCUAAAAUUGAUUAAAAUAAUCAAAUGAUUUCUUUUCUCAGCAGUAUCAACACACAAAUAACAUGUAAAUUGUACAUGCGACAACACAAGAUUUGACAAAAUUUUUUUGCCGAGCCUAUUUAAUUAAUAUUUGCUACAGCAGAAGCAGAAUUAUUGUUCAAUCAAAUCCUUUAUAACCAACAUACAGUAGUCCUACUGUCUAGUGUCUAUUCAGAUACUUUACAUCACAUUACUUAGGAAUACAAUAAAUCAAAAAUGAAAAUUACUAUUAACCCUUGCACGUUGCUUAUAUAUCAUUGUCUCCUUUUGUCAGAUCAACAGUGCAAAAAAAAAAAACAGGCAGCAAAUCCUCACAUUCUAGUAGCGUGAACUAGCAUGUUCAGAAUUUUUGCUUAAUAAACAAUUUUUUUUGCUAUAAAAUUUUUGUCUAACUUACAAUAGAACAACAUCGUUUUAGUAAGGAUCUUGUAUACAGUAACUGACCUGCUUUGGAGGUUUUAUUAACUAUUAUACUGUAAAUCAGUAAAAUCGUAUUGAAACUAGCUGUGAUUCUGGGAGGAAGAGAUGUUCAAAUAUUACUGUAAGAACUUCUUGACGCCCCACUUUCUCAAAGCAGUUGUGCCUGCAUGAACAUAACAGAUACAGUAUAUCUGCCCCAUGCUUUCUCUCCCUUCACAGUCAUUCACUGACAAACGUAAAAAGAAUUUCUUCUUUACACGAAAGUUCCCAUUCUACAAGAACAAAGAGGGUGAGCAGGAUGGCAGUGAUUCAGACCGACAUCCUGGGAAUAAGUGAUGAUGGAUAUGGGACAAAGACAUCCAGGAGUCAAGAGGACAUGAUUCUUUCAUAUGAACCUGUGAUCUUGCAAGAAAUUAGUUAUGCCAGACCCAUCAUAAUCCUUGGACCAAUGAAGGACAGAAUCAACGAUGAUCUGAUUUCAGAAUUCCCAGACAAGUUUGGGUCUUGUGUGCCACAUACCACUCGGCCUAAGAGGGACUACGAAGUGGAUGGGCGAGACUACCACUUUGUGAUGUCCAGAGAACAGAUGGAGAAAGACAUCCAAGAGCACAAGUUUAUUGAGGCGGGACAGUACAAUAAUAAUCUGUAUGGAACAAGUGUCCAGUCUGUGAAAUAUGUGGCUGAAAGGGGUAAACACUGUAUUCUGGACGUGUCUGGAAACGCCAUCAAAAGACUACAAGUAGCACAACUCUAUCCCAUCGCUAUCCUUAUAAAGCCUAAGUCCACUGAUUCAUUAAUGGAUAUGAAUAAGAGACUGACAGAGGAACAAGCAAAGAAAACAUUUGACAGGGCUACGAAGCUGGAGCAGGAGUUUGGUGAAUUCUUCACAGCACUGGUUCAAGGAGACACCUUAGAGGACAUUUAUAACCACUGCAAACAGGUCAUAGAAGAACAUUCAAGACCCUAUAUCUGGACCCCUUCAAAGGAGAAACUAUAAUAGAUCAUUCUGGAAAGGAGUCCGGACUGCUAAAAACUAAUAAUAAGUAGCAUAUGAAAAUGUAUGGUGAUCAGUAGUCUACAUAAAUAAUUAUUGUGAACAUUGUUUCCUAUUUUAUUGUUUCUUUGGUUUGGUUAUUUCAGUUUUCACUCAACAUGAAUGUUCCUGAAUGUAAACCACAAUGUGUUAGGAAAUUGGUCUUGAAACAUGAACAAUUUGUAUACUUGCUGAUAUUUAUUUUAACAAAAAAAAAGAAGAAGAAAUGAAAUGGAAACUAAAUAAAUAAUGUUACAGUAUGUGUCCAUAUUGGCACUGAGUAAAAUUUUAAUCAGGAAACUGAAGGUGAUAUAUACAAAUGAGAUGUCUUUGUUUUGCUAGCAUAGUGAUCAAGGAACAUACAUAUUCCAGCUGUGACACCUGCACCCUCCCUUCAUAUUACAGCAAAUUAUCACAUGAAGUUCAAUAUUUUAUCUAAUUUUGCAUCUGCGCAUUGCCUCAACACUCCUUUGCUUUGUCUGUUUACAUUGUCAUUUUGUCCUUAAAUUACUGUAUUUAUUUCUCUGACAUGACAUUAAAGAUGGUGUUGACCAGUCUGGAAAAACCGGCAAGAGGAAGCUCGAUUUUGAAAGUAGACAGAGGAAAUCCCACCCUGACUUCUCUCCAAAGCCACUCCUCCAAAACAUAUGCACUGCCUGACUACUACUUACAGAUUUCAGGAAAAUAACGAUUGUGAUAAUUAUCUGUCCUGCAGAAAUACCACCAUGGCGCCACUUUUCAGCCCAUUUUGUUCUCUCAAUUGUUGCCAUUUUUUUCAAAAGCCACAGCAAAGUUAAUUCUGGUUUUAUUUCUUGCAACUUAUUUUCAGUUGUAACUUUCUUGAUUACGACAUUUCCCACGCAGAUCUGCUGCCCCAAACCAUUGGUGGGGACCUCUGGUUCAUAGCUUUAGCCCAGGCUCGUAGCCAAUAAAUAGCUUUAGAAGUCUGGGCUUUUCCGGUGGGGAGAAGUGAAGAGGGAGGCCCGCUCACUGUGUUAAAUUCCAGCAACAUUACCUGUCUUAAAGAGAAAGGCUUGACCUGUAAAAACAAGCUCCAUCUGUGAACAAAAGCUGCUGUGGGUACCUUUUCUGCCAUGGUUCGCUAGCUUUAGGUAUCAAAACAGAGCGGUAACACAUCUUCCUGAAACUGCAGUGCCUUGUGGGAGACUUCUGGCUCAUGCAAGUUCAUGGGCAGAGUGCAGACAAGUAGUAAAUUAAGUUGACAGGCAGGUACGCCAUCCAAUGGUUCAGCUUGAGAUGAGUAAAAUCAGGCACUUUUCAGCCCUACUACUGCCACAGAUGACAGAUUUUUUUUUAUGUUGUCAGUGCAUUUAAUGUAUUUAUUGAAAAGAGAAUUUUGAGGUAUGUAAGAACAAAUGCUUCGGAAAAGAAUUGCCAAUCCUUCCUUUAAGUAUGUGCAAGAGGUUUAUUUUAUGCGGUGGAAAAUGUUAGUUUUUUUCUUAAAAGCAGACGUUCAUUCAGCUGCUGCAUUGACAAUGAUAAGUAAAGGCAGAGUCGCUAUCUGUAACAGAGAAAACUAUUAAUUAAAUUGUCAGAAGGCACAAAAGCACAGAAUUAUUUAAUACUGCAAUCAUAACUGAUUAAAAGCUCAUUUGCAAGAGCAUAUUUUAUCUGAGUGCUGUAGUAUGUUGUGACUGUGUUAGGAUGGAUGGAAGAAUCUGAUGCUCACAGUAUUUUGUAGAGUUAGAGAAGGAGGAUGUUCAGAAUGGUUGAAUUUAAUACUGAUACACAUUUUUGUUUUUGAAACUAACAGCAGCAGGACAGAAAGAAAGUAUAGAAAUGAGGUAUGAAAAUAUUUGGUUAAAAAAGGCCAAAACAGAGAAGGCAGAACAUUAAAAAUAAAGUGAAAACAAAUUGGACAAAAUGCAGACAAAUGUCAUGUAUUCUGUAGUAAUAAUGUAGAGAGAAUUAAAGACUAUAAAGGUGAGUUUUUCAGCUUCGCUCUGACGAGGAUACUGAGUCAGAUAUUCUGUCCUAAUAAGAAAAGUUUGAUAAGAAUGAUUUAAAUCUUUGGAAGACCCAACAUUCCAUCUGGUCCAGUGACCGGAGACUGCUCCCUCGUUUAUAUACAAUAAAAGCACGGUCAUUUCCCAUACAGUGUUUCCCUGUCCCUGCAGUGGAGGGACAGUAACACAAAAAAUGAACUAUACUGAAAAGACUAUCUUGAAAAAUAGCAGCUUGAUGUGUCUAACCCAGACUACUGAAGCCUCACAUUAGUAUAAUAUAAACAUUUGGAUACAUUUUUGCACAGAAUGGGGACUGUACUUUGUCCCCUACUACUUAGAUUGCAAGUGCAUUAGGAAGGCAUCUCAAAGUGUAAUAUGAAGGGGGGGUGACUACAACAAGAAACACCUGUUUCAGUUUUCAUAUGGGGACCUGCCUAAUGUUUUAAGACCUAUCAUUUAGUUGCUUAAUAUGAAGAUGUAAAUCCUUACACCGACAAUGAACACAAAUAUCAGUUAUUGCUGACCUCAGCUUAAAACACUAUUAUACCCUCAGGUGACUUAUCAUUGCAUGUUUGUCAUUGCCUCUGGUUCAAACAUAAGAUGCUGUGAGACAAUUACAAUCUUAAUUAGGAUAUAUUUUUGAAUUAUAGCCAUCACAACCUGACAAGAUAACAAUGGCUAUCCUAAAUCAGCUACAGCAAGCCCAGAGGCCUGAAUAAAAUGAUGUCACAUUUUUUGCCAUUUGGUUUAGAAAUGGAGUAGCCCUGAUGAUCCUGAGCAGAUGCUGGCAUGAUACAAUAUCCACUAGUUUACUCACCAGUGGCUUGCCUUGUUUGAAAGGGCAUACAAUAUAGUACCUCGCUUUCUUAAAUCAAAAAACAAAAAAGUAAAUAAAUAAAUAAUGUGGCAAAUAAAAACCCAUUAUGUACUUAAAGCAUGUGGCUGAUGCAUCUAACAGUGUGCUGACCUUCCUGUUCUGUUUAACUGCAAUGCCACUGGAUGUUGGAUUUCUAUGAGAAUUUUAGAUAUGUAUUCCUGCUAUUUGAUUUAGAUAGCAUGUUCACCCACCUGCUAUCAAGUAAAAAUAGUGCAUUUAAUUGUAUGUGUCUAAUUAAUGGGACAUUUCAAAAGUGCACUUAUAAUUCUUCACAACAAAAAUAGACAAAAUGAUAAUGAAUACAACUUUUGAAGGAAAUGCAACUCACAUCCGCUUAUUAUUGUGUUAGACAGCACAGUGAAAUCUGAGAAGACUGGACCCUAACCUGAUUGUACUGACCACAUGCUGUAGCUAUAGUGGAUUGACAAGAAGCACUUCAAUUUCUAAAAUGUGUGUACUUUUCAGAGAGGAUGUUGUUUUUAAGUACAGAUUACAUCAUAUUUAUAUUGUCCCUUAGGUUGGUUGAGUUUUGUGGCCCAUGGCAAAGGAAGUAUUUUUAUGCUAGUGGUUCUUUAUAUUAUUUGCAAUAUGUUGCAAGACAUCUAUCUUUUUCUUUUGUGCAAAUUUUCCAUAACAUAUUCUUCACCACUUGCCUUAACAGAGGUUUACUCUAUAUCAAAUAUGAUAGCUUACAAAUAUACUUUUCUUUUGAGAAUAAAAUUAGACAAUAAAAACAAUUUUAUUUGGUCAUCCUUUACAUGUACACUUUUAGUGAAAGAAGGCUGAAACAAAUCUAGGGUAUAGGGUAAUUUAUCUGUCAUUACGCUGAGGGUGUUACCUUGUACUGAUAAAGUUAAGUGCUUAUUUUUUAAUUUUAUGUUAAAAAUUUGCUUGUUUGGACACAAGAAAUACUUUAAAAUUGUGUAUGACUAGACAUAUCAAUGUUUUGACCCUUGUUUUUGAAAAGGUGUUCCUGACCAGCAAUAUGAUGACAUGUAACUGAAAAUAUAAAUUCCUAUAUGGGCUUGAUACUAAUGCUAAACAUAAUACAGUACUUCCAAAAGUCAUUGUGAACGUGCCAGUGGAGUUUGUUGUGUGGAAAUGUAAGGGAUGUCUGACCUAUGCAUGUUGCAACAGUCUUUUGUGUUCUGUGGAUUUGCAAUAUUCAACACAAAUGAAACAUCGAGUUAUUAUGCUCUUUUCAGACAUGAUCAAACUGCAGAUUUGAAUCAUUCAA